GAGAGAGAGAGAGAUUUUGUGUAUAGCAUUCAUAGGUCAGCACCUAGCCGACAAACUAAAGGGAUGAGUUAGUGGUGGAUCACUUCUUUCUUUUUCAAAAGUUUUUUGAGUUGAUGAAACCACAGCCAGAAUAGAAUGAUGUUAACACAAACCAAACUCAACCAACCUGAAGUUUCAAAUUAAGUGUGCAGAGUAGAUGAUGGAAGCAACCGUAUAUUCCUUGAAUGAAUAAUCCAUCAAAAUAAAAACAGUGAAACAAUGUGGAGUAACAUGACUAUAUUUGAAUAACUUGGCAAAGUCAUUUCCGGUGGGACUCACUGGUUUUGCCAUUGUUUAAAUCCACGGUGGGGUAGGAGGCUGUCGGUCCAAACACCUAUUUUUCCCAAACAUAAUUAUAGAUCCACGAAGCAUUCAUUUUAUUUCCCAUCCUAAUCAAAGCCAAACAUUGCAGUUUUGACAAGCUUGCCCUUCACUUUGUUGGUCUGCUGGGUCGUAUUUUAGCAUAAAGAAGUGGAGUUUUGGUCAAUUCUCAAAUUUGGUCUGCCGGAAUUCAUGUCCAUUUAUGUAACUUUACUGCCCGGAGAAUUCAAAGGCUGUGGGCUGAUAGUAGCAUAUUAUUAUUCCUCUUUUUUGAAUGCAAUCAACAUAGGUUUUGACUCUUAAAACAUAUGAAUCAUACAUGAAACGAUGGAUUGUGUUUUGGGCUUUCAAUAAAAGUAAAAAAGAAGAUAAGAGAACAAUCACUAUCACAGUAUCAGGAAAUAUAUGGGAGAAUCCUACAUGUCCUGUCCUUUUGUUGGCUUUCUUUUGGAAGAGAAUAGCAAAGAUGGUAAAUUUGGAGCAAUGUUACACCCCAUCUGUUUCUCUUUAAACUACAUUCAUGCCCAAGAUAAAGACGUCACCAGCCGACUUAAAUUCUGCCCCAUAUGAGAUUUUUAGAAGAACUUCGUUGCUGAAAUUCUAAUUCAACCAAUUUAAGUUAGAAAUAAAUAAAUAUAUAUUAAAUAGAAUACUUCCUUUUUUUUUUUUUUUUCUGUUCCUUUAUUCUCUUUGUCAGUGUGUGGAAGAUUGAAGAAUAGUAUAAUUCAAGUGGUGUAAAAAGCCCCCCUCCGAAGUCCCAACCUCUCUGUACACUGUACCUCUUGGCACUUUUAGGCCACUACAAAUUCACACCCCACCUCUCGCUUAUCCCUCAUAUGCAACGUCCUUUUCCCCUCCCUUUCUUUCCUCAAAAACCUCUAACUCUGUUUUCCUCUGCCUCCUUACACUUCUAGUUUUCAUAUUUUUGUCAUCUGCUUUUCAUUUCUCUAAACAGUAAACUAUAUUUCUAUCAUUCCGGCUCGCCGGUUUUAUCUUUAUGGCAACGAUUGUUUGCCGCCAAGGCCCGCAGUCAUGUCUCGAGUCACAGCUGGUUGAGCCUAGAGCACUAAGGCUAACGUUGUCGUCAGCAAGACCUCACUUCUGCCAACCGUUCGAGUUAGCCAUUAAAUCAUGUUUCUUUGAUUCGAACACCAAAGAAAUCGAGGAGAAAUGCUGUUAUGAAGAGAUUAGCAACAAAACCGUAUCUCUUCAUGACAAGCAUACAUCCUCAGAUCCUGACAUGGGUGGCUGGAGCUUCCUCCAACUUCUCUCCAAUGGUCCCCAAUCCUCGAAAGAGAUGGUAGAAAAAGAAAACACUUAUGUUCAUCCUCUAGUCAAGCGUUCUUGGUCCACACUAAGUGAGAAGAGCUUGGAACUGUGCACCGAGAAUUUAGGUAAUGAGACAGGCAGUGACAUCCUUGAAGACAGCAUUUUCAAGUUGUCUGCAUCAGAUUGUGAAGGUGGAAAUUCUCCAACAAGGAAGCAACAUAAAUUGCGUCAACUAUUGGGAGCUAAGAAAGCAAUAUCUCUCAAUUUUCCACCUCCUCUGACAACGAUAAGUGGAUCGGAAUGUCUUCAAGUUAGGCCCCACCGAGAAGACGGAAGGCUGGUAAUCAAAGCUGUCAAGGCCCCAUCAACACGCACUCUCUUUCAAGCUGAGCGAAGCAAUGGCCGCCUUAGACUGUGCCUUUUGAAAUAUUCUACUCCAAGUUUUGACUAUGAAGAAGAAACAGCCGACGAAGAAAGCGAAGGAAACAAUGAAGACAAUAAAGAAGAAGAGUUUGAAAAUGAUAGCAACUAUGAAGCCGAAGAGGAAGAACAGGGUGCUUACUUGGAGGAGGGAAUAGAUGGAAAAAGGGCUGAUGAUAUUGGGGCUGCAAUGGGAAUGAAAAGGUUCCAAAGGCCUGGCAGAGGCAGGUGCAAAGAAGGUGAAAAUGAAAACAAAGGAUUGUUAAAUUGGGAGCCUUUUUGGGUGGCUACAUCAUAAAGUUUUAUUUUGGAUCUCUGUCUCUUUAAUCAAAUUCCCUUUUUGUCUCCCUCUUUUGUUUUUCUAUCGAAUUCCUGUGUUCCAACUUUCGAGUAAUGUUGCUUGUGCUAGGUAGUUGUUAUCGUUAUUUUAAGAUGCACUCUCUCAUAUAAAACGCACUUCACUAGUUUUACUUUGUAUAAAUGGGUAGGGGAAGACAAAGACAUCCAUGUAAAUAUCAAAUUCUUCGAAUUAUUACACCGUAAAGAGAAACAUGUUGAUCAAUCAUUUAGA
Durio zibethinus is the source of this 2620-nucleotide messenger RNA. Its product is annotated as protein FANTASTIC FOUR 3. The record is from RefSeq and is a predicted model, not a curated record. Lineage: Eukaryota; Viridiplantae; Streptophyta; Magnoliopsida; Malvales; Malvaceae.